AGAGCAAUACUAGCAAAUCGUAAAAUCACUAAAAUGCAACUCUCUCUGUGAAAGUUGAGUACGAAUAAACAAACUGGAAAACUCGAAACUCAAAACCGCUCCCCCCACAUUGCUGAUCCCAACACAACAGUAAAACCCAAACCCUACACAGUUGACGCCAUUUUGGCUUCGCCGGAAAACAUGGCGUCGUCGAAGCUGAUCUCGUCGUCGUCAAAUUCCCGCAACUCCGAUCUCUCCCGACGCCCCUCCUCCAAUUCCACAAAACCCAAACCACCCUCCUCCUCCUCCUCCGCCGCCGCCGCCGCCAACCAAACCCUAAACACCACCACCGCCGGCGGCGGCUACAUUCAUCCCACGCCGGUCCAGCUCGGCUCGAUGACCGUCGACGGCCUCUUCUACAACAACAGCCUUACCACCUCGGAGCUCGAAGCGCAAAUAAACCUGAUCGACACCGCCGGCUUGGAAAUCAACUCCGCCGCCAGCGUCAGCUCGCCGCCGCCGAGGCCGAGGACGGUCGAUGAGGUCUGGCAGGAGAUUGUGUCCGGCGUGAGCCGGAAGGAGUGUAAAGAAGAGGUCCCCGAUGAAUUGAUGACGCUCGAGGACUUUCUGGCUCGGGCCGGCGCGGUGGAAGAUAACGACAUUAAGGAUUUACACCUUGUGCCGCCGCCGGAGACGGAGAGGUUGAGCGGAGGACUGAGCGGAGGGAUGUUUGGGUUCGAUCAGAUCGCACUGAGCCCGUUCCAGUCGAUUGAGAAGAUUGAAAAGGUUGAGGGAUCCAUAGUUGGAUUCGGAAAUGGUGCUGAGGUGGCGGCGAGUGGAGGAGGGAGGGGGAGAGGGAAGAGAGCCAGGGCUGUUUUGGAGCCAAUGGAUAAGGCUGCACAGCAGAGGCAGAGGAGGAUGAUCAAGAAUCGGGAGUCGGCGGCACGGUCCAGAGAGAGGAAGCAGGCUUACCAAAUUGAAUUGGAGUCGAUGGCGGUUAGAUUAGAGGAGGAGAACGAGCGGCUUUUGCAAGAGAAGGGCAUUUUUGUAUAUUCAGCGGGUGCCUUAUGUGGGUAAAGGGUUGGUUGUUCAAAAGGGGAAGAACUUCGGACUUUGGUUAGAAGUCCGAGCUAAGGAAAGUAAUGGUUUGAAUUGAAAGAAGUUUCUUGCCAAAAGAAAAGAAAUUUGGAAGAGGCGAUAAAGUUCAAUAUCUAUGGAUACAAAGGUGGAUUUAAAAAGUAAACAGGAUGUUUUCUUGGAGUCGUAGCUGUGGUGUAUUUGAUUGGUAUUAUUUUCUUUAUCCUUUUCGAAUCAGAGAGAAGAAAAGAACCAGAUUUAAAUUUGAAGAAGAAAUAUUUAGAAAGAGGGAUAUGGGAUUUCAAGAUUGAGAAAACAUGAAGAAAGCAUAUGAAAAGUUCGAACAAACAAAAGAUUGGGAGGUUAAUCCUAUAUAGAAACAAUAAGAUGCUUGAAAGAAUGAAAUAGAUAAUGGAGAAUCAAAGAUGCUGGGUUUGAGAGAGUUGAUAAACAAUGAAAGGAAGAAUCAUAAUAUACUCAUGACUGCAAGUUCCAAUUUGAAGAAUGGGAUGUUUUGUAAGUUGCAGUAUUGCACAAUAAAUUUUAAAAGCAGAGGCUUGGGGAUUUGCGAGUAGAGUUCAUGUUGCUAUUUAUUGAGAGUUGAGAUUUAGAUUCUGAAAUGAGAAUUAGAUAAGAAUCAGAUGCAACUGGAAGAUGUUACCCCUUUGGAAUUGAAGUCCUUUGCCUCCUUUGGAACGACAAAGCCUUGACCUCACAUAAAGCACCCCUGAAAAUAUGAAAACGCCUUCAAAAAUAUGGGUAUGAAGGUGCUUGUAUGUGCCAUGUCAUUAAUUUGGCUGAAGGUGUGUGUGACAUUAUGUGAGAGUGUUACUUGUCACAUGGUUAAGUACCCAGAAAACAAAAGCUCAGACGGUUGAGUGCACCACGUGUGAUACUCUGGUAGGGUUUUUGUAAUUUAGCCAAAAAAAAGUCAAAAAUUGUGCAUGCUUUCUAUAAGGAAACCCAUUUCACGUAUUUCUGUCAUUCAGAUAUGAAGUUCCAGCUAAGCCAGGACGACCUACAGCUUUGUCCUCUCGUCAGCCACCAAUGCUACUUGGUAAUUAGAAGUAGCUCAGCAAAUAUGUAUGAGGGAAAAAAUGAGACAUCCUGCAAUGAAACAUAUUGAAAAUAGAAAAAAAGAAUAAGGAUAAAAAGGGAGAGCAGAUGGGGAAAUGUAGUGCGCGAAAAUCGCUGCCCGCUCUUGACUAUUUAGCAAUUUGAUAUUGUUGUAUUUGCUUUUCAAGUUGAUAUUAAGAGGUUGUACUUUCUUGUCUAUGUCUUACCUCUUUCCUUUUUUCUUUGAAAGAUGGAAAAUAAUUAAGAAUGACAAAUUGCAGUGCACACAGAGCCAAGAUCCCCUACAAAAGCUCAACACAAACUAUCUAAGUAGAAUUCACACAACAUAUGCCACCAAACUUACAGUGAAAACAAUGGCUUGAUAGUUGCCUGUCUUUCACAUGCUCUCUUUUGUUUCCGUAACAUUUAUUGUUUCUUUC
Messenger RNA from Rosa chinensis, 2552 nucleotides. RefSeq names its product G-box-binding factor 4. Gene Ontology annotation, biological process: positive regulation of DNA-templated transcription. The record is from RefSeq and is a predicted model, not a curated record. NCBI's taxonomy places the organism in Eukaryota, Viridiplantae, Streptophyta, Magnoliopsida, Rosales, Rosaceae. Bases 181 to 1056 code for a protein of 291 amino acids. The transcript is spliced from 3 exons. Gene Ontology annotation, cellular component: nucleus. Gene Ontology annotation, molecular function: DNA-binding transcription factor activity.